AUGGAACGUUCUUUAACACCCAUGCUGGUUGACGGAGAAAACCCGGCAAACUCACCAACUCGUCUACACUCCACCAUCAUCAUAAUCGCCUCGACAACACUUGUCUUUACAGGAUGCGGAAUUAACUUCGCAUUCGGUGUCUUUCAAGAGCUUUACGACUCCAUGUCGAAGGAGCCAAACACCCCGUUCACCGGCGCAACACCGGCGCAGAUUGACCUUAUCGGUACUCUCUCAAUCGCACUGAUGACAAUAGGUGCGCCAUUCGCAACAGCUUGGACAAAGCAAUACCCCCCUCGAUAUGUCAUCUGGGCUAGCGGAAUAAUUCAUUCAAGCGCUCUGUUGUUUGCAAGCUUCAGUCAACACCUGUGGCAAUUCAUCCUCACCCAAGGCAUUCUGCUUGGUAUGGCCACGUGUCUAACUUACAUGCCAUCUGUAACCGUGGCACCGACCUGGUUCACAUUGCACCGUGGACUAGCCAUGGGCAUAAUCCUCGCGGGAACCGGGAUCGGCGGUGUUGCCUGGCCCCUCGCCUUUCGAUACCUCAUUGAGUCUCUCGGAUUCCGCAAUACACUUCGCGUCACGGCGGGGAUCUCCUUCGCACUCAUUUGCGGAUCAGGGACCUUUAUACGCUGGCCUGCUAGUCAGAUCACCCGUAUUCAAGCCGAGAACGCCGCUUCUUCCCGGUCUUCUACAUUUUUCCGCCUUCCGUUGGUGGACUGGCGCGUCGUCCAAAGCCGCAAAUUUGUUGCCCAUGCUCUGGGUGCAGCAUUGCAGUCCGCUGCAUACUACACGCCGGUGUUCUUUUUCGCUUCUUUUGCUCGUACACUAGGCUACUCACAGGCAACGUCUGCAAACUUCAUUGCCAUCUCUAAUGCUGCAAAUGCGCUAGGCAAGAUCGUCAUCGGCCAUGCAGCUGAUCGUAUGGGAAGACUCAACACAUUGGUAUUAACAACCCUCAUCUCAGCAGUGUCUGUCCUCGCAUUAUGGCUUCCCUCGUGUCUAUCCGCCACACAAUCUACCGGGAGCACACUGUUCAUUGCAUUCACGAUCUUCUAUGGCGUUUUUGCUUCAGCAUACGUCGCUCUUUUCCCGACGAGCCUAGUAGAGUUGUUCGGUGUACAGAACUUUGUCAGUGUCAAUGGUUUGCUGUAUAUGGUGCGAGGAUUAGCGACAUUAGUUGGAACCCCAGUUGCGGGUGCACUGAUCCGCGGAAACCACGAGAAGAGUGUCGGUCCGCGAAGCUACGAGAAUACUAGCAUUAUGGUCGGUGUAUUGCUGGUUGUGGCGACAUUGGCUGUGGUUUGGGCGCGACUCGAGGCUACCCUUACCCUAGAUUCUACCGUGGGGCGCCGAAUGAAGUGGUUGAUGUAA
Penicillium roqueforti is the source of this 1371-nucleotide messenger RNA. Its product is annotated as putative MFS monocarboxylate transporter. The record is from RefSeq and is a predicted model, not a curated record. Gene Ontology annotation, cellular component: fungal-type vacuole membrane. Gene Ontology annotation, molecular function: transmembrane transporter activity. The transcript is spliced from 2 exons. Bases 1 to 1371 code for a protein of 456 amino acids. Gene Ontology annotation, biological process: transmembrane transport. Lineage: Eukaryota; Fungi; Ascomycota; Eurotiomycetes; Eurotiales; Aspergillaceae.